UAUGGGGCUGAGGCGCGCUGUUGCAACACAUUCACUGGGUAUUUCACCGUAAAUCCGUAACACUGCACUGCUACUUAUUUUGAAGAUUAAGAAGAACAGCCUGGAAGAUUAAGAAGAACAGAUUAAGAAUGGACAGCCUGGUUGAAAAGUUGACAUCUCGAGCCUCUCAACAAGAGUCUCAAAUUGCCGAGCUGAAGCAACAGAUUCAAGAGCUUCAGAAUGGUGGCGUUGAGGAUUGGGAGCAGGUUCCUCCAGAACUUGAGAAACUCCAGACGGAGAAUCAGAAGCUCAAGUACCGCAUUUCGCAUCUAAAGAGGAGCAUUGUCGAGGAGGAGUCCCAAGGUGGCGAUGCAGCUGGAAACAACGUAUGCGGCAAGCUAACUGAGAUCUUUAGGACUGCCCUUCGUGUUGCGUACCCAGCCCUCACCAAUGCCCCUGUCGCAGUACAGCCCAGCCAGGUGGAGAAGUUUGGAGACUACCAGUGCAACAGUGCAAUGAUCAUUGCUCAGCAACUGAAGGCCCAGGGCUCUCCAGUCUCUCCAAGAGUCGUUGCCCAGCAGAUCCAAGCAAACAUCCCUUCAAAUGAUGUCAUUGAAAAGGUGGAUAUUGCAGGACCGGGUUUCAUCAACAUCCACCUCAAGAAAUCCUUCAUCACCCCCCUCGUCACCGGGAUCUUGACCCAAGGGGUGCUUCCUCCACCCCUCAGUAAGAAGAGGAAGGUCGUCAUUGACAUGUCCUCUCCCAACAUCGCCAAGGAGAUGCACAUAGGUCACCUGAGGUCAACUAUCAUCGGAGAGAGCAUCUCCCGGCUCAUGGAGUUCGUAGGACAUGAUGUGUUGAAGGUAAACCAUCUUGGAGACUGGGGCACUCAGUUUGGCAUGCUCAUCACCCAUCUUGCCGAUCAGUUUCCUAACUAUCUCAACGAGUCUCCUCCCAUCCAGGACCUUCAGAAGUUUUACAAGGAAUCUAAGGUGAGGUUUGAUGGAGAUGAAGAAUUCAAGAAGAGAGCUUACAAGAUGGUGGUCAGACUCCAGGGUGGUGAGCCAAGUAUCAUCAAGGCUUGGGAACUCAUCUGUGAUAUCUCAAAGACAGAAUUCAACAAGAUCUACGCCCGUCUUGAUGUGAAGAAUCUAAUCCCAAGAGGAGAGUCCUUCUAUCAAGAGAGGAUGAAUGUGGUGGUGCAGAAGCUGGAGGCAGGAGGACACUUGGAGUUUGACGACGGCAGAAAGAUCAUGUUCACCCCUGACAGCGCAGUGCCUCUGACUAUUGUCAAGUCUGAUGGAGGCUACACCUACGACACGUCGGACAUGGCUACCCUCUACCAAAGAGUGCAUGAGGAUAAGGGUGAAAGGCUCAUAUAUGUGGUGGAUGCGGGGCAGGCAACUCAUUUUGAUGCCAUCUUCAGUGGAUGUCGCAAGCUUGGAUGGUAUGAUCCCAACAACGUCAGGAUAGAGCAUGUCAGCUUUGGUGUAGUCUUGGGAGAGGACAAGAAGAAGUUCAAGACCCGCUCUGGAGAUGUAGUUAAACUGGUAUCGCUCCUGGAUGAAGGAUUGAGGCGAUCAUUGGAAACACUCAAGGAGAAGGGUAGAGAUAAGGUCUUGACGGCUGAAGAACUCAAGGCAGCCCAGGAGUCUGUAGCUUAUGGAUGCAUCAAGUACGCUGACCUCAGCCAUCGUAGGACCAACGACUACAUCUUCUCAUUCGACAAGAUGUUGGAAGACAAGGGGAAUACGGCCGUCUAUCUUCUCUAUGCUUACACCAGGAUCAGGUCGAUCUCCAGGAAAGCCGAGGUGCUGGCCGAGACCCUGAAGGAGGCUGCCAAGACCACGUCCAUCCCCGUCGAGCACCCCAAGGAAUGGAAGCUAGCCAAGUGCCUUGCAAGGUUCCCUGAGAUCAUCUCACGUACGCUUGACGACCUCUUCAUCCAUGGCAUCUGUGAUUACCUGUACGAGGUGGCCAACACGUUCACAGAGUUCUAUGAAGUCUGCUAUUGCAUCGUGAAGAAUAAACAGACAGGAGAAAUCGAGAGUGUUGACACAGGUCGCCUGCUGCUAUGUGAAGCUACCGCGGCAAUCAUGGCCAAGUGCUUUGAUAUUCUGGGACUACACCCUGUGGAGAAGAUGUAGAAUUUCAUUUCAUGUUUUUUGCCAUAUUUUUUUCUUCGGGGCUUUAUGUAAGGAAAACAAAAUUCAACGAACCCUAAGCUGGUAAUAUUUAGAGUAUCAUGUUUAAAAAUGUCUUGAAAUUAACUUUCCAAAGUUUGUACUUUCCUUUGUUGCCAUUUUAAUUAGAAUAGUGAUAUAAAUUGUUGUACAAGCUGUGAGAGAUACCUAAUCACCAGUUAAAUUUGUAGCAAUUUUGAUCAUUUCGGUAAUGCAUUCAAUUGUCUGCCAGUUUGCUUGGACAGUUUCGUUCCUUAUGUAACACCAUGUGUAUACCGUCUGACAUCACUGUUUUAAUCAAACUGGCAACUCGCAUGGUAGGAAGGAAACUACAAACUUUGGAAAGAUUUAUUGAAAUGUGAAAUCCCUUCAGGUUUAAAUAUUACGAAACCGAAAUUAGUAUUUUGUUUAGUAAUUUUGAUUUAUUUACGAUUCUUGCUACUAGUCUCAUUUAGAGUAAGCUAUUACAUUGAUCAAAGGUAGCAUUCCUCUCUUUUAAUUGAGUCAGAGACAUCUCAUUGUGAUGAGUAAUACACAUCUUGUUUUUCAGAAUAAAACUAAAACUAAUUUUGUAUGGAGAUCCAACUUUUGUUAAAAAUAAUAGAUGAACAAUGGCAAUGUGUAAGAAAAAAAACUUGGAAUUUCCCUCAAGAUUUGACCAGAAGACUAUCCUGUAAGAUUAAACCCUUCAAAAUAACAUUGUAUCUGUCAGGUUUGGCCCACAGAACCCCUGAAAACUAUGGCUGUACAAAUCGGAAAGUGGUCAAGUAUAAAAGAAAAUAUUUUUACCUGAUUAAGUUUAUGUCAAUUGAUCGUUUCAUUAAAACUGUGUUGGUUACAAGCAGCCAAAAAUUAUUGACAGGAUUAUGUAAACACGCCCUCAAUCAUGUCUUUUGAUCUUCGGGCGAAUAGGGGUGACAACCUUUUUGCCAAUGAGUUAAAGUCAUUUAACCCAAUAAGCCAUAAGUCUUUGUGAAGUGCCUCAAUACAAAUUAUUAAGUCACCUGGUUAGAAUAAUAGUAUUUUGAUAGUCGGAAUGCAAACUGCAUAUAUUAAGUGUUGCUAGGUAGGUCACUCCAUAAUGUUUGAUCUACCUGGCAACAAUGAAUGUAUUCAUUUCGGUCUAUUGAAAUACUAUUAUUCUUAUCAGGUGAAUGAUAUAAUUAAAGUGGGACUUCAGUACUUGCGCCCUUUAUAUAGCCAACAAUGAUUAAGCUGUCCCCCAUUUCUUAUGUCAUUCAGAGUUGAUGUGAUAACCACCUGGCCAAACUACUGCAGAGGUUUCUAAAACGCAGUCAGAAAUUUUGAAUACAUUACUAUGAAAAAUAAAACAAUAUUCAGAAAGAA
Messenger RNA from Strongylocentrotus purpuratus (purple sea urchin), 3509 nucleotides. Its product is annotated as arginine--tRNA ligase, cytoplasmic-like. Gene Ontology annotation, biological process: arginyl-tRNA aminoacylation. The transcript has 15 exons. The record is from RefSeq and is a predicted model, not a curated record. NCBI's taxonomy places the organism in Eukaryota, Metazoa, Echinodermata, Echinoidea, Camarodonta, Strongylocentrotidae. Gene Ontology annotation, molecular function: arginine-tRNA ligase activity; ATP binding. Gene Ontology annotation, cellular component: cytoplasm. Bases 129 to 2126 code for a protein of 665 amino acids.